Ceutorhynchus assimilis (cabbage seed weevil) is the source of this 234-nucleotide messenger RNA. NCBI's taxonomy places the organism in Eukaryota, Metazoa, Arthropoda, Insecta, Coleoptera, Curculionidae. The record is from the annotation of a GenBank genome assembly.
AUGCGUGAACAGAGAUCAAAAAUUUCCAUGGAUGACUUAAAUGAGGAGCUGAAGAAGAAGCUAUUUCCUGGAAUUAAGAACGCGCAGUCAGCGAUGUAUAGGCUGGAGAGCCUACAGACAGCAAAGGCUGUUGAGUUGGCCGUCACUACCCGCCAGAUAGGUUUCGGUGUAGUACAUUUAUUUGUGGCAUUGCGUCAGUUCAAUAACGUAGCGAUACAAGGAAAUGUUUAUUAA